Molecule: messenger RNA, 2152 nt
Organism: Cercospora beticola
Lineage: Eukaryota; Fungi; Ascomycota; Dothideomycetes; Mycosphaerellales; Mycosphaerellaceae
Source: RefSeq, a predicted model, not a curated record
GUCGCGGGGGACAGGACGGUGAUGGCGGAGCGUUGUCGACAGGUGCUGUGUCGUGCCUGAUACCGUUCUCCUCCCCUUGAUCGAAUGCAUGGUUGGGAUCUGGAAGUGCGCGAAGGAGAAGAGUGGUAGGAGUCGUUGCGGACACACAGACGCGUCUCUCGUUCCACGGCGUGCAGUUUCCCCGGCGCGGGACUGUUUACUUCCUCACGUCAACAAGCUUUCCACCAUCCUGCCACCCACCUGCGUCAAGCGAGACUCCCCACCACCCGCACGACAUUGAUGAUCCCUCAUCCCCGCCAUGCUGUAGACCGUCGCUGCGAACCACUGCGCAUCCGCAACCAUGCUGCACUGGCUCGCUGGCCAAAAGGCCCAUGACAACACCGCAGACCCGGACACCACCGGCUCCCUCGAUCCGCCAGAAACCCCAGCUCCAGUCUUCGCCGUACGCGCCUUCAAACAUGCCAUCUUCGGCACGCCCGCGACAGAGAAGCCCAAAGCCCCGCGAAGACACUCCAACACCGACAAUGCGCGAUCUGGUCAAGCCUCGCGCCCACGAAUGGUGCGGCCCCGCAGCACGAACGAUGCGACCACUUUAGCCAGACCCGACGAAGCGAUCGCCUCAGAGCCACUUCCUUCCCCUACUAAGGGAAUCUUGAUGACUCCGGGCACUGCAGGUGGCAAGCGCAAGACAGUGACCUUCCCAGACCACAUCAUCGACAACGAGUACAAGCGACCCACGAAGACGGGUUUACCAGAAGACUGUCCUGGGAAGUUCCCGAGUCCGUGGACGAAGGGGUCUGCCGACGCAGAGCACAUAGAGGACUCUACGCAGAGGUCGGGAGGAAGGUCAAAACUCACCGAAGCAUUGGAGCAAGCGCGAGAGGAUGGUUCGAGACGCAAAGUGCGCCUGGGCAGAGCAGAGAAACCGCAGGAAGAUUUGACCGCAGACCUGGCUGAACCCGUGUCUGACUCGGGAAGGUAUUGGAAGAGAGAACACGACAUCUAUCGUGAGAAGAGCACGGCCGAGGUUAAGAAGCUUGUUGCCAAACAGAAACUCGCGAAGAGCUAUGCGAAGGACAAGGACGAUGAGUGCCUCGACCUGCGAGACGAGCUUGAGCAGGAGAGACAAAUGGUCGAUAAGCUGCAGCGACGAACUGAAGAUCUCGAAGCACGAUUGAAGCAAUACCAAGAACUCCUGAAGCAAAGCAAGGAAGCAGAGGCAAGCGCAAAGGACGAGCUUGAUCGCAUCAAGCGCGGCUUCAGCGCAACGGGUUACAGACGACCAGUGGAAAGCGCCCCAAACCUGGGUCUCACGAGCAGGACAGAAACAGAACGGAAGCCUUGGCAAAGCUCAAGGCCGAAUGCAGCAAGCGUCGACACAACGACCAACGGCGAUCGACCAGCAUCUGACAAGCCGGAUCCGAUACCCUCAGAACAGCCGGACCCAAGGAGGCCCCGGCGGCGACCGCGUGAUGCUCAAAACAAGCCCCAGGACGAUAUCUGGGCGCCUUCAUCAACAGUAGACCGGCCGCAGCCAGAGCGGGGCAAUCGCGCAGUAACAAGCGGCACAGGAGUCACUCCUCUUCAAGCCCUCAGCAUCAAUACUGUACCCAAGGAUACCGUCUCGUUAGCCAUGUCCAUGGGCCUCAAACCUCCUACUUCGCCAAUUCGACCAGAAAAGCGCCAAGACUCGCCUCUCCAACAAGAUGAUGGAACAGCGGCAGAAGCUCAUCCACCACCGCCUCUUCCAAAAGACGAUAUCUCCAUCGUCAUUCCCUCAAGCCCCUUCGAUCCUGACGCAACAAUGACUAAGCAACAACCCCCUUCGCCAACGGUAGAAAGGUCUGUGCGGAAGGAGCUGCGUCGGACGACAGCUGCAUUGGAUACCAAGGAGAAUGUCUCGCCAACUGGUAGACCUAAAUCAAAGGAUGGCCCGGGACUGAAAGAGAAGCCUUCAGCGGCUUGGAGCGCGAUGAAUGCGCCUGUCCUGACUUCGACGGUGAUGACUUCUAAUGCAGCCAAUUUCGCUGCUAACGCGGCAGAAAAAGAGAAGGACAAGCGACAAAGAGCACUGGAGAAAGCGAGAGAGAGACUCGCGUCACGCGGAAGAAUAGUUUCGUGAUGAGUUAGAUACCCACAGUCCUCAGCAGGA